AUGCAUUUCUCCACAUCUGUUUGGUUGUCACUCCUCCUUCCAGCACUUGAAGCCACCGCUCAAGCUGUCCCCAAGCAGAAUUAUACAUGUACGAACUUCAUGGUGAAAGUGCCAGUGAACAACGUCACGGUGGUUGUCCCGCCUAUCCCCGAACUCCCGGAUCAAUAUGCUGCCACGGCAUUUGCAAACCAAAUCACGCUUCGGACGCCCUCUGCUCCGGAUGUGAAUCUAACCACACUGACAAAGACAUUCAACAUCAGUGCAGAGUACUGUACUCCGGCCAAGUCAGGCCCCAAAGCCUCAACUUUGCACAUUCUCACGCACGGGCUUGGUUUUAACAGAAGCUACUGGGAUUUCUAUCUUCCCGGAAAGCCCAAUGAUGCCCGGUAUUCCUACAUCAACAGCGCCAUCAGUGCCGGAUACAGCACACUUUCUUGGAAUCGUCUGGGCAUCGAGCCCUCCACCAUUGCAGACCCAUACACGGAGAUCCAAGGCCCUGUCGAGAUUGCAUUGCUCGUCGGCCUCACAACCCUCGCACGAGCAGGAAAUAUCUCGCAAGUCCCCGUACCGCAGAAAGUCAUCCACGUCGGCCACAGCUUUGGCAGCGAAUUGAGCGUGUCGCUCGCGUCGGUCGCCCCCGACAUCACUGACGGUGUGGUGCUGACAGGCUACUCUGCCAUCAGCAAUUAUAGCACCUUCUUCGUCGCUAACUCGGCACUACACUUUGCAAAUGUCAACCAACCUAAACGCUUCCCGCCAAGAACCUACUCCUCCGGCUUCCUUACAUGGCCAGACAAAUACGGCAAUCAGUAUUCCUUCUUUGCGUAUCCAUACUUUGAUCCGGCUGUACUCGAUCGCGCUGAGGCAACCAAAUAUCCAUUCACGUUUGGCGAAUUUCUCACAAUGUCCGCCUUGCCCCUCGACGCGCCAAACUUCGAGGGUCCUGUGCUAUAUCUCGCCUCUCAAGAGGAUCUGAUCUUCUGCGCUUCAAAUUGUACAGGGCUUUUCGGACCAGACAGUGCUGCGGUACAGUCGUUCAAUUCGAGCAGUAGCGUCGAGACCUAUCUUCAACCAAAUGCGGGCCAUGGGCUUAAUUUGCAUUUUAAUGCCACGGGAGCGUAUAAGGUAAUUCUCGACUGGGCUGAUAGACACGGAUUCUGA
Molecule: messenger RNA, 1161 nt
Organism: Cladophialophora psammophila CBS 110553
Lineage: Eukaryota; Fungi; Ascomycota; Eurotiomycetes; Chaetothyriales; Herpotrichiellaceae
Exons: 1
Coding region: 1-1161 (386 amino acids)
Source: RefSeq, a predicted model, not a curated record